GGCUGUGACAUUUAUCCUCCUCCUCCUCCUCUUCUCCACCACCACCACCUCCUCCAAAAUAAGCUUGUGGUGAGCUAAGCACAUACUACAAUCACAAGUGGUUGAGUAAAUAUGAGUUACUUGGGUGUUGGUGUAAGUCCUGGGAAUGUUCCAGUCUAUCAUUGCACCGAUUUGAAGGUGGUUGAUCGGAGGGUAAGGCUUGCUGAGUUGAUACUAAGGGCAGUUGUCUGUGUUCUUGCUCUUGUUGCAGUUGUUCUUGUUGCUACUGAUUCACAGGUCCAAGAGAUCUUUACCAUCCAGAAAAAAGCCAAAUUUACAGACAUGAAAGCUCUUGUGUUUUUGGUGAUAGUGAAUGGGAUAGCUGCAUCUUAUUCACUGGUGCAAACGUUAAGAUGUGGAGUGAGUAUGAUUAGGGGAAGUGUGCUCUUGAACAAGUCGUUGGCUUGGCUAAUUCUUUCCGGUGAUCAGCUUAUGGCUUACGUGAUGUUAGCGGGACUCGGGGCUGCGUUACAAUCAGCGAUCUUUGCGAAAUUUUCAGAACCGGAGCUGCAGUGGAUGAAGGUCUGCGAUAUGUAUGGGAAAUUCUGCAACCAAGGUGGAGAAGGAAUAGCAAGCUCGGUGAUUGCUUGGUUGGGCAUGGUGAUGGUCUCGGGCAUAUCAGCUUUUAGCCUGUUCCGGUUGUAUGGUGAAAAUAAGGGAACCAAAACUAGUGCAGGGUGGUAAUAAGGUUCGGCUAGGGGCCGGUCAUGUCCGGUGUACGUACUUGAGUCUGGAGUUGAGGCUCUUUGUGACUAGUAUGGAGAAUGUAUAGGGUUUAGAAGUAAAAGGUAUCUUAAAAAUGAAGAUUGUAACUUAUAUUCUUCUGCAUAUGGACAAAAGAAUAAGACUGGAUUUUGUAUUAUAUAUAGUUAUGCGCCCGUUUGAAAUAAGUAU
Cynara cardunculus var. scolymus (artichoke) is the source of this 933-nucleotide messenger RNA. RefSeq names its product CASP-like protein 2B1. NCBI's taxonomy places the organism in Eukaryota, Viridiplantae, Streptophyta, Magnoliopsida, Asterales, Asteraceae. The transcript has 3 exons. Bases 112 to 723 code for a protein of 203 amino acids. The record is from RefSeq and is a predicted model, not a curated record.